UGAUUUUACAAGAGAUAUCCAAAUCGACACGAAACGAAAAAAGAUUAUUAUGCAUAAAAAAUCAAGGCUAGUUUACCUUGAUUCUUGAGCACGUUAUCAAUUCAUCUUCCAUAUCAAAACCCUAACAUGAUCAAUUCAAGCCGCUAAUCUCCUUCAAAAUCAUUCGCUUCAUAUCGUAUACGCUGAUAUUUUCUAGGGUUUGUAAAUUAGGGCACGAUGACUAGAAAGUCCUCUACUUGUGCUAUUUGUGAGAAUUCAAAUCUUGCAUCUAUUUGUACGGUUUGUGUCAAUUACAGGGUAAAUUCAUAUGGGACCAAUUUGACAACGUUAAAGAGUCGUCGUGAUUCGUUAUACUCGAAGCUGAGUGAAGUGCUUGUUGCUAAGAGUAAGGCAGAUGAUCAACUUAGUUGGAGAGUCCUUCAACAAGAGAAACUUGCCACGUUAAGAGAGAAGCUACAUUUUCGUAAAGAACAACUUGCAAAAGAUAAGGCUAAGGUUGAAAAGAUGGACGCUGAUUUGAAAGUCAGAUAUGAAUCGCUUGAAUCAGCCAUGACUGUGUUGGAAAAGAACCGUAAAGAGCAACUGGAGAAGUAUUAUCCUAACCUCAUUUGCACUCAGAGUCUCGGGCAUAUGGCAAUUACAUCAGAACGCCUUCAUAAACAAUCUGUUGUCAUCAAACAGAUAUGCAAAUUGUUUCCACAGCGCAAGGUGCACAUAGACGGAGAUAGGAAAGACGGGUUAAGUGGUCAAUAUGAUCAAAUCUGCAAUGCACGAUUACCGAGAGGACUUGAUCCCCACUCAGUCCCCUCUGAUGAGCUUGCUGCUUCUUUAGGAUAUAUGGUGCAGCUUCUUAAUCUUAUCGUUCACACUGUCGGUGCUCCAGCCCUUCAUAACUCCGGUUUUGCGGGUUCAUGUUCCCGAAUUUGGCAACGCGAUUCUUACUGGGAUGCACGCCCUUCUUCGAGAAGCAAUGAAUAUCCACUUUUCAUACCGCGCCAAAACUUUUGCACAACGGGAGUUGAAACGUCAUGGUCAGAUAAAAGUUCUAGUAAUUUCGGUGUUGCUUCGAUAACGUCUGAGAGAAAACAUCGUUUGGAUUCUUCAUCAAGCAGCAGUAGUUUCAAUUACACAUCGGCUUCCCCUCAUUCUAUCGAGACACACAUGGAUUUACAAAAAGGAAUUUCACUUUUGAAAAAAAGCGUUGCUAAUGUAACCGCUUAUUGUUACAACUCGUUAUGCCUUGAAGUGCCUUCUGAAACAUCUACGUUUGAAGCGUUUUCGAAAUUGUUGGCGAUGCUUUCGUCUUCUAAGGAAGUUAGAACCGCUGUUUCUUUGAAAAUGGCUUGUUCAAGAUCAUCUAAGCAAGUUCAGCAGUUAAACCAUUCGGUGUGGAAUGUGAAUUCCGCCAUUUCAUCGAGUACUUUAGUCGAAAGUACACACACUUCAGCUUCAAUGAGAAGCACACGGGACAAGAAUCUUUCAAGCUCUGCGGCUAGUUAUCCUUAUGCAGCCGACGUGGCAGACAAUGUGAAAAAUGAACCACUCACCGAAGGCUGGGAUCUGGUGGAACACCCUACUUUGCCGCCUCCUCCAUCGCAAACCGAGGAUGUAGAACAUUGGACCCGAGCCAUGUUUAUCGAUGCAACAAAAAAAAGCAGAGGAUGAAGAAAAGUCUACUUAUGCCGUUCGAUGAAGAUAAGUCUACUUAUACAUUAAAAUAUUUGUGUUAUAAAACACAAGCAUGUAAUGUAAAUAGAAACAAUUUUAAGUUUGUAUAUAUGGACAUUAUCCUCUUUUUAUCUCAGUUGCAAA
Molecule: messenger RNA, 1812 nt
Organism: Helianthus annuus (common sunflower)
Lineage: Eukaryota; Viridiplantae; Streptophyta; Magnoliopsida; Asterales; Asteraceae
Exons: 14
Coding region: 217-1665 (482 amino acids)
Biological process (GO): SNARE complex assembly
Cellular component (GO): lytic vacuole; endosome
Molecular function (GO): SNARE binding
Source: RefSeq, a predicted model, not a curated record